UAGACAUUAUUUUUAUGCGUGAAUGUUGAGUUAGCGGAAGGCUGUGCUGCAAUAGCUGGAUAUUUAACACCACGAUGUGCUCCUGAAGAAGAGUUGCAAAGCAAUGAUGUCAUAGUUUUAAGUAGGAGCCACGGGAGAGCAUAUGGUUCGUACCCGCUACCGAAAGGAAGUGUUGCUUUGUUAUGAGCAGGCGGCGCUGUAGCUGGCGGAAGAGGAGGUCGCCCAGCCCAGUGUCUCUUCGCCUGGUAUAGAGAAGCCGAGGAGAAGACGUGAAAACGGUGAGAAGACAAAGCUGCUACAAUGGCCGCGAAAUCUGACGGGGUGCUAAAGAUGAAGAAAAGCGAUGUAGCAUUUACGCCUUUGCAGAAUUCAGAUCACUCGGGUUCGGUUCAAGGUCUAGUCCCGGGAUCGCAGCCGGAUUCUGGAACCGGAGAGGCGGACUUCGUCAACGGGGAGUCGCGGUGCUGUGGCUCAAAUUCGACAUGUCUACGCCUCGGCAGGGAGCAGCUGAAAUACACUAUCUGGGACUGUCUGUGGAUCCUCGCCGCAGUGGCGGUGUAUUUCGCGGAUGUGGGCACUGAUAUUUGGCUUUCGGUCGACUAUUACCUCCGCCGCGACUACUGGUGGUUCGGGCUCACGCUGUUUUUUGUGGUGCUCGGCUCGUUCUCCGUGCAAGUCUUCAGUUUCCGCUGGUUCGUCCAUGAUUUCAGCACCGAGGAGAGCUCCGGCGGCGGCGCAGCGAGCUGCUCACACAUGGACGGGAAGCUGCUCAGCUGCUCCGCUUCGCACGGAGACGUUGGAGCCCACCCGACUACGCCUCAAAGACAGGCGUCCACGGCGAGCAAGAGCAACACCACGAGCAACAGCAGCAACAGCGCUACCGCAGCCCGGAAUAGUAAGACACGCUCAGCGUCCUGUUCCAUCUGUAUCUGGCUGUUGCAGUCCGUCAUUCACAUCUUACAGCUCGGACAAAUCUGGAGGUACUUCCACACCAUCUAUCUGGGCAUCAGGAGCAGGCAGAGCGGAGAGAAUGACCGCUGGAGGUUCCACUGGAGGAUGGUGUACGAGUACGCUGACGUCAGCAUGCUCCACCUACUGGCCACUUUUUUGGAGAGCGCACCCCAGCUGGUGCUCCAGCUCUGUAUCAUCAUACAGACUCACAAACUCCUGGCUGUUCAAGGGAUGACAGCGGCUGCUUCUCUGGUGUCACUGGCCUGGGCUCUGGCUUCCUACCAGAAAGCCUUGCGUGAUUCCCGCGAUGACAAGAAGCCCAUCAGCUACCUUGCCGUCAUCAUCCAGUUCUGCUGGCACUUCUUUACCAUCGCCGCUCGCGUAGUGACCUUUGCUCUCUUCGCCUCCGUGUUUCAGCUCUAUUUCGGCAUCUUCAUCGUGCUGCACUGGUGCAUCAUGACCUUCUGGAUCGUACACUGCGAAACCGAAUUCUGCAUCACGAAAUGGGAGGAGAUAGUCUUUGACAUGGUAGUGGGAAUCAUCUACAUCUUCAGUUGGUUCAACGUGAAGGAGGGACACACCCGCUGCCGUCUCUUCAUCUACUACUUUAUGAUCCUGCUAGAGAACACAGCCCUGAGCGCGCUGUGGUACCUGUACCGCUCACCACCCAGCACAGAUGCCUUUGCCGUGCCCGCUCUGUGCGUCAUCUUCUCCAGCUUCUUCACUGGCAUCGUCUUUAUGCUCAUGUACUACGCUUUCUUCCAUCCCAAUGGGCCGCGCUUUGGCCGCUCGGCCAGCCUGGUCCAGCUAGAGGACCCUACUGCUACCUUCGCGCUGCCCCCAGAGGGCGCCACCAACUCUCUGCGCUCCAACCGCGGGGGUACACUAGCCAGGGACGCUGACCGUGAGGCCAAGUACAGUGAGAGGGACGGUUGUGUGCCCGUCUUUCAGGUGAGGCCCACCGCACCCUCCACACCUUCCUCCCGUGCCCCACGUCUGGAGGAGACAGUCAUCAAAAUAGACUUGUGCAGGAACCGCUACCCUGCCUGGGAGAGGCACGUACUAGACAGGAGUAUACGUAAAGCCAUCCUGGCCAUCGAUUCGUCCCCAACCCCGCCGCGCCUCCAAUAUAAAGACGACACAUUGGUUCAAGAGCAUCUGGAGUACGAGACCACCUUGUAGCCUGCGCUGUGGAAACACACAAACAUUAACACAUUACUGUCCACUGAAAUAAACAGCAGGACUGUGGCAAUAAUGUUCCUUGCAUACAUAGCAUCUAGCCAUGAUGUUGAUUGUCAUGGACAAGCAAAUAUAGGCGCAACAUAUUUGUGGACAAAUGAAAUAAUCAAUCUUUUCUAAGCCGUUCUUUUAUUUUUUAUUACUUCUGUCUUGUCAGGGAAUAUCUGGGUUUCUAAAAGUCAUUGCACUGGCUGAUAUAGACCAUGAACCCCUCAGUCCUCCUCAGUGUUGUACAGAUCUUCAGUCCCAGAGUUGAUCCUCGAUCCGACGUCUCCAAGAGGACAUCCAGAACACUUCAUAGUUUGUCUCUUACAGCAAAUGCAAAACAAAGACCUUUCCCUUUGAAACCAAGCAUCCAGUGCACACAAACCAACCGACUAUCCAUCGCACUGGAGAAACAGUGGUCCAAAUAUCACGUUGAUGGUACACAAAUAAAAAAAUGGAUGACUAGACUGAUUAUCUGUUUAUCCGUGCUGUAAUCUAUUAGUAGUGUUUCAUCAGCAGUUCUGUACCAGUGCCAAAUGCUACACUCACACUGACUCCACGCUGAACUGUGGCUCGACCACAUACUGUAUAUAUAAACAGGGCAGCAUUUCAACCAUCUACUUGAAUCCUGUACAAAGAAAAAAGAAAGUAUGCGAUUAUCACAAGAGUCCAAGCCACUUGGGACAACAAAACAGGGAGAACACACACUCAUUUUCUUCUUUGGGAGAAGACAAUAGGCCAAGAAAAUGCUUCCUGGCAGCUCCCUUUGGCGAUCCGGCCUCAUUCACCUCAUUGCUGUGGGCUGACAAGGAACUGUUUGGUUCACAGCAAAGUGGGGGGCAAAGUACAUCACAGUUCACACAGUGUCCGCCAAACUGUACUCGACAGAACCUGGAUGCACUUCAUCUUCUAGGUUAAAGAUACAGUGUUCUUCUAGGUUGGGACAAGUUUUGGCGUGUCUGUAUUUGUACAGUAAAAUAAGUUAAAGGCGCACAAAUAGAAAAUAAACAGGGUCAUUUCUCAACACAUCGGGAAAGCCGGCGAAGUGUACUAUUCCAAACUCUGCAGUGUGAUCAAGACUUUCUCCAUCAGACUCUUCAAUUUCCAACUCGUGGUCUUCAAAUCAAAGUGUUAGGGAUAUGUAGUCUGCGACAGAAUGCAGACUUACUAAUGAGCUCCGAAUGACGCUACGGGCCCUAUGGUUCAACAAAUCACAUCUGCCUAAAAGAGCACUGUAUCUUUAAAUCAUUCAGAAGCAUCCUUUAUAUACGAAAGUGUUGGAGUUUUAAACUUUCCGUUCAGUUGCAAGUGCUUCUUUGUGUCUUAAUGUCAAAUAUCCGAAGGAUACGUGGAGGUGCUGGCAGAAAAGUAAAAAAAGUAAUAGAAAACAAGCACAAAACUCGUCACAGGAAGGAGCCUGUGAAGAAUUUCUUUCCACUUACGUUGAGAGACAAGGUGAAAUAUUACUGCGACAGAAGCUAGAUGUGCCUGUUGUGGAUAGUUUGCGAUUUUGAAAGUGUGGGAAAAUUUUUUUUAUGUGUAACGUUUUUAUACUCUAUUUUCUUUGGUUUUCUUCUUUGGUUGUUGAUGGAUUUUAAAUGUGUCUUACAAAAUGGUUGAUUUUAAGGUGCACAUUAUUUUGCUUAAUGCCAUUUAACUGUGUGGAGAGAUUUGUUUUGCUUCAGUUGGUCAUACCUGAACUGUAAUUUCUAGCUUUGAAACACUCCUAAGGUGUUGAAACGUCCUACCAUUGGUGGCAAAUGAACUGAAAUGAUAGUUGUUUUAGCCUGCAGCAAUCUGCACAUUUGCAGAUGAAGAUCCUAAUUGUGUUGCAAACAAAAAAAGAAAAUAGAACAGAAAAAAUAUAUAUUUAGAUGAGAUCGUAUGAAUCUACGUAGACCUGUAUAUUUUAGCUAUUUUGCUACUUUCCUCUCUCGUCAGCAUUUUUUCCCAAAUGUGUCUUAUACUUUAAUUUCUCUGUGUGAUGGAUGAUGAUGAUACUUUGUCUCUUGGCAAAAUUUUCCAAACAGCCCUCAAAAAGAGUCUCCUGUAGUCAGAGCACAAAACUUGUGUUAGCACACUAAUUAGGCAAUUUUUCAGAUUUAAAACUGCUGCACCACCUACACAAGACCAUUUUUGAAGGAAGUCGAGUGAUGUUUCGCACACCUCUGCGAUAUUACGUAUCCAUCAUUUUCAAAAGCAUCCUACCUUUUUUAGCUUUCCCAUAAAUACCAUGCUAUUUUUAUAUCAGUGAUACCCCAAGCACACUGCGUUUUGGUUCAUUUGAUUAAGAGGAGCAUCCUAAUGGCAACACUUGCUGUGUCUGUGAGUUUUGGUGACAUUCUUCGUUAUAAGGUGCAAGGCCUCAAUAAUUGUUUUAAUGUUGAAAUAUGACAUAAAUUUAAAACAUUCAACAAUGUGAUGCAUUCAGCACAUGCAGAAUGAAUCAAGGCCUUUGCACAAAAGGCUGUGUAGAUAUUCAGAGAUGCAGAUUUUUAGCCGAUUUUGAUGGCACAUUCUCCAGAUUAUUAAUGAUAAUACUAUUAGUCAAAAUGAUUGGAGAAGUCCUGCAUACCUCACAAGAGAGAAGUCAGUCGUUUUCAAUGGAAAACGACGAGGUCAUGAAGAAAAAAAAAUAAAACACGUGGAUGAUUUGCUUACAAUAAGACCUUUAACAUUUAUUUAGAAAACCGAGAGUGUGAAUUUUAAUAUCCACUGUAAUAAUUAUGAGGCAGGGGGUAGGAAUUUAGCCCAACACGUAUCAAGUAAAAACUAUUCACGCAGUUUACGUGCAUAGGUAGACCUGCGUCAUAACAUUAAGCUAAUCAUAACGUUACAGCUCAACUAUGUAUCUUUAUUUUGCACUUCUAGUUCUAUUUUUCUAUCUGGGUUUUUAUCAAUAAACCUAGAGAUUUCAUAGUCAGCCAUUUCUUCGCUCUGGAAAAACUUCAUACCUGUAACCUACCUCAAAGCGGUACUUUAAACAGACCACUCUCUAGCUCCAGUAGUUGAUGUGUCUGAUAUGAAGGAAUUUAUUGCGAUGGAGUUCCGGUGGAUGAGCGGAGGAGAUGAAGACUGCUCUGUUUCUUACCGGUACAUCAGUAAAGCAGAGUUCAAAAGCAGGACUUAUUUCAGCAGGACAACAUUCAAUUCAUGCAAGCUGCUUCGGUUUUAUUUGCCUUAAACAACGCUUGCAUUUUGUGGAUUCAUUAUCAGUGAUAUUUUCUGUUUUUUUUCUUUUGGUUUAGUUUUAAUCAUGCAUAUUAUUGUGGUCAUGCUAGUGUGAUGACGUUACAUUAUUGAUAAGCAUACAUACUGUGCUCCCUGUUAAAAAAAAGAAAGAAAAAAGAA
Molecule: messenger RNA, 5526 nt
Organism: Carassius auratus (goldfish)
Lineage: Eukaryota; Metazoa; Chordata; Actinopteri; Cypriniformes; Cyprinidae
Gene: xkr4
Product: XK related 4
Exons: 3
Coding region: 301-2133 (610 amino acids)
Biological process (GO): apoptotic process involved in development; phosphatidylserine exposure on apoptotic cell surface; engulfment of apoptotic cell
Cellular component (GO): plasma membrane
Source: RefSeq, a predicted model, not a curated record